Messenger RNA from Caenorhabditis bovis, 1002 nucleotides. Lineage: Eukaryota; Metazoa; Nematoda; Chromadorea; Rhabditida; Rhabditidae. The record is from the annotation of a GenBank genome assembly.
AUGAUACAUUACCUCGAUAAUAAUGUUGAGGGAGAACCUGAAGUCGAAUGUGGUCCAAAUUCUAUCACAGUCAACUUCAACACCCGCAAUCCAUUCGAAGGACAUGUCUACGUGAAGGGUCUCUAUGAUCAAACUGGAUGUCGAUCGGACGAGGGAGGCCGUCAAAUCGAGGCCUCCGAUCUUACAACAGCGUUCCAAACACAUGUUGUCCCAAUGCCGGUUUGCAAAUACGAGAUCCUUGAUGGCGGACCAUCCGGACAGCCCAUCCAGUUCGCUACCAUCGGACAACAGGUUUAUCACAAAUGGACGUGCGAUUCGGAAACCACCGACACUUUCUGCGCCGUUGUUCACUCGUGCACUGUUGAUGAUGGUAACGGCGAUACUGUGCAGAUUCUCAACGAGGAAGGAUGUGCCCUCGAUAAGUUCUUGCUCAACAAUCUCGAGUAUCCGACAGAUUUGAUGGCAGGACAAGAGGCUCACGUUUACAAGCACGCCGACAAAUCCCAGUUGUUCUAUCAAUGCCAGAUCUCGAUCACCAUCAAAGAUCCGGGAAGUGAAUGCUCUCGCCCAACAUGCUCCGAGCCACAAGGAUUCGGCGCUGUUAAGCAGGCUGGCGCUGCCGGAGCCGCCGCAGGAGGUGGCGCUGCUGCGUCUGCUGCCCCAGCAGUGGCUGCUGCAGCCGCCCCCACUGCACAGGUCACUGAAAGAGCAAACCUUGCUCAGUUGAGAUUGCUGAGAAGAAAGCGCGAGAUGGCCGAAAACGAGGGAAUCGUUGAUGUCCGGGUUGAACUCAACACUUUGGACAUUCUCGAGGGGGCAAAUCCAUCUACUCCGAUCGCUCCUGCACUUUCGGGAAGCGAUGAGAUCCAACAGCGAGUCUCUUCGGGCAUCUGCCUCUCACCAUUCGGAUUCGCUUCGUUCCUCGGAAUCGGAACCGUCGUCGCCACUGCCUUGUCGGCUUCAGUGUUCUACAUGGCACGACCGACUUCUCACAAACACUAA